Molecule: messenger RNA, 1267 nt
Organism: Daphnia magna
Lineage: Eukaryota; Metazoa; Arthropoda; Branchiopoda; Diplostraca; Daphniidae
Exons: 4
Coding region: 1-963 (320 amino acids)
Source: RefSeq, a predicted model, not a curated record
AUGAAGGGUAAUGAACAUAAUUGUAGUCAAGUUUGGGUACAACAAGAUGUUGAGGAAGAACUGGGAAAGUCGCUUCGUAUUGUUUGUGACAAAAUUCGCGUCCUCGAGGAGCGAAAAUUAAAUCUUCAAUCCACUGUGUUACUUCCUAGUGGAAUUUUAGCCAAAUGGCUAUUCAAAAAGUUUAAUAUUCAAGGAAAUAAUCAUAUGGGUGAUAGUAUUAGGAGUGUGUGGCAGGGAAUUACAGAGGAAGCAAGACUUCAAAUUUAUAGUGAAAGUGUCGGACAUAAAGUGAAAGUGCAACAACAACAAAGUGUAAUUGAGGCUGAACUUGAAAAACUGCGACUGAAGUUAAAGUGCUUUACGGCAAAAAUCAAACCAGAAGGAAAAAACUUGAGUGUUUGCAAUUUUUUCCAAGGCGAAGACCUAGAAGACCGUAUACUUGAUUACGCUUGCCAGGAAUGUGGGAAAAUUUACCAAACUCGUGAUUCCUUUUCCAAGCACAAGAAUAAAAAACAUCCAUGGCAGCUUCAGCAUCAACUUGUGCCCGUUGAACCUGUGCCACUUGUGCCCGUUGAACAUGUGCCACUUGUGCCCGUUGAACCUGUGCCACUUGAGCCCGUUGAACCUGUGCCACUUGAGCCCGUUCAACCUGUGCCACUUGAGCCCGUUCAACCUGUGCCACUUGCACCCGUUCAACCUGUGCCAGUGCCAGAUGAUCCAGUGCCAUUUGUUUCACCUACAACUUCAAAAAAUGGAAGUGUUUCCUUUACUUCUGGGAAACUUCGCCUAGGAUUGUAUAAAAGACCAGUCCCAAAGGACAAUUGUAAUACUAAAAGUGCUGCAACAACUGCAAAAGUAUGCAGACAACUUCCGCUGCAACCCAAUUCUGAAAUUCAUUUAAGAGUUUCCCAAGCGACGCUCAUUAUCGUGCCAAUUUGGCCUACCGCCAAAAAACAGGUGUAGAUAGGCCAAAUGGGCGAAAUGUCACAUUGCUGUGUGAUUGCUCUGAUAUGCGUCCAGCAGUGCUAAAUGUUGUUACUCAUAAUGCUGAUCAUAUAUUGAAUCGGGGUGCCGAUUAUUUUUGGUGUAGCCGCAAGGCUAUAAAAAAAAUUGGGCAAAGCGUUGAAGAUCUAACUCCGAUUCAAAAACUUGAAUACAACAAGCGUUGUAAUUUUUUUGUUUUUUUGAAUCAACCAAAUGUCAAGUAAAGUGAGUAUCGCGCUUGCUGGAGAGUCCAAAUCUGUUUUCCUAUGAUUUCUUUCUAUGA